ACAAUAAUUUAUCAUCCUGCGUUACCAGUUUGUAAUAUAUUUCCUAAAAUUUCAUUUCAGAAGACAUUAGAGUUACUGAGAAGUAGUUAAAUUUACGAUACAUUUUUAAAAAGCGAGUGGCAGGUCGUGUCGUCCAACGGGCUUUUACUGUUCGUUGUUCAAUGUUUCUAUCAGAGAAACGUUCACAAGUGUCGACGUUCCAUUGCCAUUUAUUGGCGGUAAGGGUUCCCUGACGGAACGUGUGAACCGUACUUCAGCCGAGCAACACAUAAUUUUUUAUUUCGUCAUGAAACAACAUAUGAUUUUGACAUCUCUCUGAUUUUAAAUCAGUCACAAGAGCAUUGAAAGCACAUAGUUAAAAUGGUGAUCGCAAUCGGUUUCGAGGGAAGUGCUAACAAAAUUGGUGUGGGUAUCGUACGCGAUGGCGAGGUACUGGCAAAUGAACGUGAAACGUACAUCACUCCACCCGGUGAAGGUUUCCUCCCCAAAGAAACAGCUCAGCAUCACCGGUCGACAAUUCACGACAUCCUGCAGCGGGCUUUGCGAGUAUCCGGAGUUACUCCUUCGGAAAUAGAUGUUGUGUGUUACACGAAAGGACCAGGCAUGGCCCCUCCUCUGUUGGUGGUGGCUAUUGUCGCUCGUACGGUGGCUCAGAUUUGGAAUAAACCCAUUCUUGGAGUGAAUCAUUGCAUUGGGCAUAUUGAAAUGGGAAGACUAAUAACACAGGCACAAAAUCCGACCGUUCUGUAUGUCAGCGGGGGCAACACCCAAGUGAUUUCCUACGCAUGCAAGCGGUACAGAAUUUUCGGGGAAACUAUAGAUAUUGCCAUCGGAAACUGCUUGGAUAGAUUUGCCCGAAUUAUCAAGCUAUCGAACGAUCCUAGCCCUGGCUAUAAUAUUGAGCAAAUGGCAAAGAAGGGAACAAAAUAUCUUCCAUUACCAUAUUCAGUCAAAGGAAUGGACGUUAGUUUCUCCGGAAUUUUAUCUUUCAUUGAACAAAAAGCUCGACCGUACAGAAAACAUAAGAAACUAGCGACGGAUACUACCCAAGAAAAAUGGUCCGACGAAGAUCUGUGCUUCUCCUUACAAGAGACUUUAUUUGCUAUGCUAAUCGAAACAACCGAAAGAGCUAUGGCUCAUUGCGGUUCCAAUGAAGUGCUGAUUGUUGGAGGUGUUGGAUGUAACGAACGCCUACAGGAAAUGAUGAAAAUCAUGUGCGAAGAACGAGGUGGUAAAUUGUUUGCUACCGACGAGCGUUUCUGCAUCGACAACGGUGUAAUGAUUGCCCAUGCUGGCUGGGAAAUGUUUCGCAGCGGAACCAGAAUGAAGUGGGAAGAAGCAACAAUUACCCAGCGAUUCAGAACCGAUGAAGUAGAGGUUACUUGGAGAGAUGAUUAAACCAAAACGUUACUAAAAUGAACGUUGGAUUCUAUAUGCAUAUGAGUUGUUAGUUAUUUUCAUUCAGAUGAUCUUGAAUGUGAUAUUGAGUUCGAGAAAAAAAA
Messenger RNA from Malaya genurostris, 1502 nucleotides. It is a transcript of the gene Tcs3, whose product is annotated as probable tRNA N6-adenosine threonylcarbamoyltransferase. The transcript is spliced from 2 exons. Gene Ontology annotation, biological process: tRNA threonylcarbamoyladenosine modification. Bases 361 to 1398 code for a protein of 345 amino acids. NCBI's taxonomy places the organism in Eukaryota, Metazoa, Arthropoda, Insecta, Diptera, Culicidae. The record is from RefSeq and is a predicted model, not a curated record. Gene Ontology annotation, cellular component: cytoplasm; EKC/KEOPS complex.